Molecule: messenger RNA, 795 nt
Organism: Darwinula stevensoni
Lineage: Eukaryota; Metazoa; Arthropoda; Ostracoda; Podocopida; Darwinulidae
Source: the annotation of a GenBank genome assembly
AUUUUUGCUUAUUGCAGGUUGAGAGAUAUCAUGAAUCCAAUUUUUGGAAGAUUGUCCAUUGGAUGGCAACUUCUCUUCCACUUCAUUAUCUUUGCUAUAUUUGCAUUUGAUAUAACUUAUCAUGACUAUUACUUUAAUAUUCCUGGAGGAAGAGGAUAUGGUGGAAAGUGGAAGUAUCUCACCGUUUGGGAUGUGCUGGUCCAGUGUGUCUUUUUCAUGGUGUGCUGCUUUGAUGAUGUCACCAUGCUGAUCUCGAGACAUGACCGACCAUUGAAGAAAGCCAGUGACAACUUCUUUUCCUGCUUGGCAUUUCCACUUGGAGUGUUUGUAUCUGUAUCUUUCUGGAUCCUGUACACACUGGACAAUGAAUUGGUAAUUCCAGCUGAUGUGGCUCCAUACUACCCAUUAUGGCUGAACCACCUUGAUCACUCAGGACCAAUUGUAGUCAUGCUGGCAGAAGCAUACCUCUGUUACCAUCAGUAUCCAUCAAAGGCCUUUGGUCUCACCCUCAUCUCUCUUUUUGCCCUUGUCUACUUGAUGUGGGUACUCUAUUUGGCAUGGGCAGCUGGAAUUUGGGUGUAUCCUUUCCUUGAUAAAUUCUCAGCUAUUGAGAGGGCCACAUUCAUCACUGGUUCAGUUUUUGUCUUCUGGUUCUUUUACCUCAGUGGUCACCUGAUGAAUUCUCUGUUAUGGAGAAAACGUGCUGGUGAGGAGGUAGAUGACAACGAGGACGGUCCUGGUGCCAAGGACGAGCACGAGCCCAACCCAAACACCGAUAAUGUACCUUUGCAAUAA